AUGCAGUUGUGUACAAGAGCACAAGUUUUGCAAGCGUUUCACUGUGUUGACUUUUUUGAGACGCUGUUGAGGUACUCCGAUGUGCCGAGCUUGCCAACUCUCCUGACAUCUCGUGCGCCUCUGGGGCCUUGUGGAGACAAGCUUUCAAGGGGCAAGGAUCUCGAGAUCUCCAUCCCUUCGGAGCUGGAGGAAACGUUUCCACUUCCGCUUCGAGUCCGCAACACUUUCAUAGAUGUGGGGGAGGAUGAGCAGCUUUCUGAGCAAACAGCACAGUCGGCACCUGCAAGGCAUGCAGGUCGAAUACACCAGCUUUGGAGAGAAGGUUUCCCCACUCCUUGCAAGAGCCCAGUCGGAACACAGCUGAAAGAGACUCUGCAUUGCCCUCCGUGCAAGCCAGUGCUGCGUCUGGUUGACGUUCUGCCAGGAAAUCCAGAACCGUUGGUGAACAACAGCUACGAUGGCUCUGUGCGGACUUCUUGGGCAGAUCUUUCCACAGGAGGCACCACGACGCUCUCUCCGGAAAGCGCUCCGGCAGCCACACCGGCAGCUCCUGCAGCACGGCUGGGCCUUGUGAACUUGAACCCCCCGAGCCGCCCGAGCCCAGCACAAACGGCCGCAGUGCCGAGCCCUUUCCUCGGAAUGUACAACGCCGACGCCUUGAAGACCGAAGUCCACGAUGUGCACGUGCCACCAGGUUGGGGAGGUAUCUGGCAUCCUUCUCAAGGUGAGACUUGGCAGCCCCGCUUUGACCGCUUUGACCGCUUUGACCGCUUUGACCGUCAAGGAUGCCAGCAUCCUGCCAUUCCUACGAACCUGGGAUGCCGACCUCCAGAGAUGGUUCCCCAGGCUCCAGUUCCUUGCGUUCCAUCCACACACAUUCGCAAACAAUAUGGAGAACCGUGGCUCGGAAGGGCAAAGCCACAAGUGGACUCAUAUCCCGUGGGACCACUGGCCACCAGCCCACUGAUGACCGUUCCAGCUCCUGUUGGACCUGCACCAGGAUCCUUCGAACUUCCUAGCAUCGGAUCGCAAGGGCACUCUCUCGGCCAGUGCAAGCCCUGUGCAUUUCUCCACACGAAGGGAUGUGACAAUGGGGCUGUGUGCAAGUUCUGCCACCUCUGCGAGCCGGGCGAGAAAAAGCGCCGACAGAAGGAGAAGAGACAGAUGAUGCGGGGCAGCAGCUUGGCAAUGUCACUGCCCUUUCGAAUGUUCCACUGA
Symbiodinium natans is the source of this 1218-nucleotide messenger RNA. Lineage: Eukaryota; Dinophyceae; Suessiales; Symbiodiniaceae. The record is from the annotation of a GenBank genome assembly.